UCAUGAGUAGACUAACAUUUCUCUUACACAAACAUUCUAGGCUUAUGUUAGUCUGCAAAAACAGACUAUGUGGUAAAUGAAAUAGUUAAUUACGUUCAUAUAAAUCAGGGUAGUGAUGUAAUCGGAAGAAUUUGCGUAAAACCGUAUAAAGCAGAGGAACAGGAGCAAGUGGUUGUCAUAGUUAAUGUGUAACAGGCAGGUUGGCCUGAGAGUGCCGGACGAUUGGAUUACAGGCUGUGAGUAUUAAACACACUUCUGAACUUGGGGAGUUCACAGCACUGCAGUCAGUGUGCAUAUUUGUCUAACUGUAACAGCUGACAGUUUUGCAAGCACACCCACGUGAGUGCAAGGAUGUCACACACAAUGGGUGCCAGUAGUUUCCCAGAGAUAAUCAGGCGGAAACGGGACGGUGGUCAGCUGAGCGCAGAGGAGAUCCACGCCUUUAUAGAAGGAGUCAAAACAUGCAACAUUCAGGAGAGUCAAAUAGGUGCAAUGCUUAUGGCCAUAUGGCAGAAGAACAUGGUUGUCGAGGAAACUAUGGUGUUGACGAAGGAGAUGAUGAUGUCGGGUGAAGUUUUGCAAUGGCCUGAGGAAUGGGCGGGGCUUGUCGUGGAUAAACACUCGACAGGUGGGGUCGGAGACAAGGUCAGCCUUCCACUGGCCCCUGCUCUGGCUGCUUGUGGGUUCAAGGUCCCUAUGAUAAGUGGACGUGGACUGGCACACACUGGAGGCACACUGGACAAACUGGAGUCCAUCCCAGGUUUCAACAUCCACCUGUCAGUAGAACAGGUGAAGCAGAUACUACAGGAUGUAGGCUGUUGCAUUGUGGGUCAGACAGAGACUCUGGUACCUGCAGAUCGUGUCCUCUACGCUCUCAGGGACAUCACGGCUACGGUUGACAGUGUCCCACUUAUAACAGCAUCAAUAUUGUCAAAGAAGGCAGCUGAAGGUCUAAGUGCACUCGUGUUAGACGUGAAGUUUGGUAAGGCUGCUCUCUACAAAGACCUGAACAGCGCUCGGAGCCUCGCCCAGUCACUGGUUACAGUGGGAAACAGCUUGGGUAUAAAAACAGGGGCGGUGUUGAGUCAGAUGGACUCUCCCAUUGGCCGAUGUGUGGGAAAUGCUGUAGAGGUAUAUGAAGCUUUGGAAUGCCUCAAAGGGCGUGGCCCUGACGACCUGAAGAACCUGGUUACAUCACUGGGUAGCUACCUGCUGCAGAUGAGCGGCCGAUCAGCUACUCUGGAGGCUGGGCAGAAGGCAAUCAGUGAGGUCCUGAUGAAUGGGAUGGCCUUGCAGAAGUUUCAGGCCAUGCUGGAAGCCCAAGGGGUGGCUACACAUAUAAGCCGAUCCCUUUGCUCAGAAAAGGCUGAAUACUUUAAGCACCUAAGGCGUGCACAGUACCAGACAGAGCUUGAGGCACCGGAUGAUGGCACAGUUUUGGGAAUAGAUGGUAUGGCCCUAGCCACGGUGUUGCACAAGUUAGGAGCAGGCCGUGUCAGAGCUGGGGAGCCGAUCAACCACAGUGUGGGGGCAGAGCUCCUGGUAGACCCGGGACAACAGAUAAAGAGAGGUCAGUCCUGGAUCAGAAUACAUCACGAUUGCACCACACUGAGCUCAAAGCAGCACGCUGACCUGCAGGGGGCUUUGGUCAUUGGCAGUGGAGAUGAUUACCAGGACAGUACUCAAGUGGCAGAGUUCAUCCAACCAAACUGAUGUCUCACCUGACACAGCCAUCUGAACUUGGUGCAAACAAAGUCUGAUUAAACAGUAGAAUAAGUUGCAUAAGUAUUCACCCCCUUAAAAUGUACUACAUUUUUAGUGUUACAGCCUGGAACACUAAUGGGCCUAACUGGGGUUAGGUUUUUUUUAAAAAAGGUCUGAAACUUUGAAUAUCCUGCAAAGAACACUUAUUAUAACAUAGGAAACAACCACAAUUCUGCCUAAAGGGGGCGGUCUACCAGGGCAUUAGUCAGAGAAACAAUCAAGAGGCCAAGGAUAACUUGCAACUCGUGAUGCUACCAUCACCAUGCUUCACUGUAGGGAUGGUGCUAAUUCCUACUAUUUCCAGAGUGUAACCCUACAAAGGUUCAAUAUUUACACAAGCCACUGUAUAUUAUUGUGGGUACAAUAGUGAGAGAGGCUGCAGAGAGAGUGAAGGAAAAUUUGUAAAAUGACUAUUUAAGUAUGUAUGUAUAUUGAGAAUAUAUUUUGUGAAACUCUUUAAUUUUACAAGAAUAGUUCUGGAAGGUUCUAAAAUUAUGAAUAUGAAU
This is a messenger RNA of Ictalurus furcatus (blue catfish), 2270 nucleotides long. RefSeq names its product thymidine phosphorylase (gene tymp). NCBI's taxonomy places the organism in Eukaryota, Metazoa, Chordata, Actinopteri, Siluriformes, Ictaluridae. The coding region runs from base 352 to 1713 and encodes 453 amino acids. The transcript is spliced from 10 exons. The record is from RefSeq and is a predicted model, not a curated record. Gene Ontology annotation, molecular function: pyrimidine-nucleoside phosphorylase activity; 1,4-alpha-oligoglucan phosphorylase activity. Gene Ontology annotation, biological process: pyrimidine nucleobase metabolic process; pyrimidine nucleoside metabolic process. Gene Ontology annotation, cellular component: cytosol.